Messenger RNA from Sycon ciliatum, 3873 nucleotides. RefSeq lists its product as uncharacterized. Bases 348 to 2795 code for a protein of 815 amino acids. The transcript is spliced from 18 exons. NCBI's taxonomy places the organism in Eukaryota, Metazoa, Porifera, Calcarea, Leucosolenida, Sycettidae. The record is from RefSeq and is a predicted model, not a curated record.
UUAUUUUUAUUUUUAUAGCCACCCUGGUCGUAGUUGAUCUGUGGUUUGUUUCUAAUCGCCAUUCAGCAUCGUGCCAGUCCCCGCUAGCUUUUACCGUUAGGUCAAUUAGGAGCCAAUUAGUUGUGGGUGGCGUCUUUCCUGCGUGGCACUCUACAGCCAAUGUGGUGAAUCUAUCUUUGCAAUACGAUUGCUAGCUUGGUUCGAUAGGGUAGUAUUUCAAAAUCGAUCGGUUGUUAGGUGAUUCUCAGCAGCACAUUUUAUUCUACCGUGGAUGUUCUCAUGCGUGCGUGAGCGAUGCCUUGCGGGACCCGCAUCAACUACUUCUCCUCGUGUCCUCGUCACGUUGCAUGAAAAACAGGGUGUUCUUUAAAGGCAACGAAGGAAGAGCCGAGCUUCACAGCAUGGAGAUUGCCGCCACAGAACCUCCUACACCGCCUGAUCCGGAAGGUGGUGCCAGCGAGGCUGCAGCUGCGAGCAGCGCGGAUUCGCCUGGACAUGAAUCCCGAUGUCUGGGAACUUUCCAGCGGUUUGCGGCCCAGUUUGGCGAGGAUAUUCCGCAGAGUGAUAUGACGUACUAUGCGGCUCAGGGUUGUGCAAAAAAUCCGUUCACACACGCAGAGUUUGUGGCGGGCAUUCUUCCGUGGAUCUACGAUUUGGAUGCAGCAAGCUUCAGGGGUGCGGUGCAGAGUUUCAGGGGCGCCUUGACGUAUGAUAACCUGAACCAACUGCGCCGACUAGAGGGCAGAGAUGGGCCCGAGGGGCACAACGCCAAGAUAGUUCACUUUCUUAAAAGCGGUGGUGUCUUGGGCUACCUAGUUCUAUGUGGUGCGAUCCUGGCCAUGAAUCCGAUGUUGCAUCAUAACCGACAUGAGGCGAUGGUUCGCCUCUUGAGGUCCUGUAUUGGCAGACCCUUUACAGAGGCAAAACGUCCGGCAACACCAGCAUUACGAAGUGAUUUAACUGCUGAGAAUGUCCGAGACCGAAUAUCAUCGACAAGCCAUUUGCAAGGAAAGACGGUUUUUGUGCUUUUGGACGAGAAGCUGAAGAAGAAACGCGCACUAUACGAACGAUUCAUCAAGUUAGUCUUGAAACGCUUUGGUUAUGAAAACAUCGACUUCGAUGAGAUGGAGAGCGAGACAUCUGGCAUAGAGGUCGAUGACGAAGGUAAGAAGCAGGUUCUCAUUUUCGUGACAAUUGAUGGCCCUCCAGAUGAGUCUAUGAAAGCCAAUUUGCGCAGGCGGCUUAGACGUAUUUUGGGGUCAUAUGGUGAUGUGGAUAUUGAUUACAUGGGGGAUUACGGCAGCUCAAUCGUGGUCUUGGCAUUAGGACGGCACCAAGCAGAGCUUUUCAAUCGGAUCCUGUUCUUGUACCCUGGCGUUCUGGCUGGCUUUGGAAUCCUGGAAGUGAUUCGCUUGGCCAGCUUGGAGAUAGUUGAUCUGCGAACUACCUUAUGGAACAUACUAGCUUCUGGUACGGACAACUCUGUCGAGAUUCAGCAAAAGCAUGUGUCCUUUGCUCAAGCUGUCGGCCGAUCUGUGACGACUGAAGAGCGCCAGCAGCUUACGAGCAAGCUGUCCGAGCUGCAGUUCCAGUCAGCACUCGUGUCAGUGACUGCAGAGCACAUCGAUGAUCAUAUGUAUUUAUCUGCAAUUCAUGGUCAUAUCCAGCAGAAUUGGCUGGGCGAAAGCCCAUUUGCAAAAGUAGCUCUUGCUGCUGCUGCACUUGCUGCUCCACCAUCAUCAGAACGCACUUUUGAUAAGCUGGCGGGUAGAAGAAACCCGUGGCAGCAUCCGGAGUUCUACAAACGUUUCUACGUGGAGCCACCAACGACGGUAAGGGUAGAGACGGCAGCAGCUGGGACAACAACCUGGUCAGAACGUACUUCAGCCGCUUCUACGAUGACUGCCGAAAGUACUGGCGCAUCUGAAAUGUGCAUGGAGCCACCAACGACGGUAUGGGUAGAGACGGCAGCAGCUGGGACAACAACCUGGUCAGAACGUACUUCAGCCGCUUCUACGAUGACUGCCGAAAGUACUGGCGCAUCUGAAAUGUGCAUUGCGCCACCAACGACGGUAAGGGUAGAGACGGCAGCUAGGACAACAACCCGGUUAGAACGUACUUCAGCCACUUCUACGAUGACUGCCGAAAGUACUGGCGCAUCUGAAAUGUGCAUUGCGCCACCAACGACGGUAAGGGUAGAGACGGCAGCUAGGACAACAACCCGGUUAGAACGUACUUCAGCCACUUCUACGAUGACUGCCGAAAGUACUGGCGCAUCUGAAAUGUGCAUUGCGCCACCAACGACGGUAAGGGUAGAGACGGCAGCUAGGACAACAACCCGGUUAGAACGUACUUCAGCCACUUCUACGAUGACUGCCGAAAUUACUGGCGCAUCUGAUAUGGGCAGUCAACCCAUGGCGUCCUUUCCAGAGCAGAGAUUUCGGGCGGAGAGCUCCUCUGAGGAAGCCACAGCUGCAAGUUCCACUGCAAACUUGCCCAAACGAGAUCGUCUAAUCUCUGAGAUCCAAGACAUACAUGAGUUUGGAUAUAAGGUAUACAGGUUGUUAUCCUCCAGGGUCCGUGCUGCGUUGAGAAGACAUUUAAUGGCUCGAAGAGCCACAAGACGGCAUUCUCUUCGCGAUGUCGAUCUGUCCGUCGUCGACCUGAUCUACGAUUUCCGCUACCAGGAGCCCGUCCCCAGCUGUGCCCAGUUUCUUGCCAUACUGGAGAAGAUUUCACCGUCUGCUGCGUCCAGGGUGGAAGACCUGCUAGAGAGGACGAAGUUUUCAUCUUGAUCAGGACGAUCCUGUAUAAUAUCUUCGACGCACACACACACACACACACACACACGCACACACACGCACACACACACACACACACACACACACACACACACACACACACACACACAUACACACACACACACAGGCACACACGCACGCGCACACACACACACACAUGCAAACACCUCAGACCUCAGACAUGCCCAUCGCGGGAGCGAUGAUAGCGAACAGCUAUGUUAGACAUAGCAACUUGUGCUGGGAUUACACCAUUCAACAGCUUGCAAGGCUGAUGAAUUGACCGCCACUAUUUUUAGCCUGGUAUCCACCACACAGCUGUUUGAAGUGACUUUUUCUGGCCAGUGAAUCCCUAUUUUUCAUUUUUCCAUUUUUUUUCUUUUUUUUUCUUUUUUUCUACACACACACCACACCACAUACUCCGGCAUACACUGGCUGUUGGUAACCACCCAGGAGAAUGAAAGAAAAGCGAUUUCCAAUCGAUAGGUUGCGGGUUCGAUUCCCGACGAUUAUGGUCACACACGUCUUUCUUCUCUUUCUCAGACUCUUCCUGACAUGCAAACACACACACACACACACAUACACACAUACACACACACUCCACUACGAUUGACUUCUCACUUGAUGACCUGAAGCCUAAGGGUCGCAGAGCUGACCUUGAAUCCGCGCAUCAUCCCAAUGUUGAUGCGACUAGGCAGCAUGUGCAUGCAUGUCAGAAUGCUUGGUGCCUGCGUAUCAACACCGGCGGAAGACUGAGCCACCCGUCUGCACUGCAGCUCUCUGUAGCUUAGGGUACAAUCAUCUACUUUUGAUCUUUUAGAACCGCCGGUUUGCGUUCACGAAAUCCUUAUAUUAGUUGUUUGCAAAUAUCGAACUACUUCGAAGUAUUUUCAUGUAAUUUUAUGAUACUAUCCCAAGAUUCAUAAUAUUAAAAUUUUGAUAGUCAUAAUCAUACGCAUGCCAUAUUUGUCAGGAUCAACUCUUGGUUAACGGGUAGCUUGGUUUUCAAUUUUCUUUUAAAAUGUCAUGUGACCGGAGCAGAAGGCAUGUCAUUUAAAUUAGUCCUGCCUUCCAA